AUGGACAUCCAGCAGCUCACCAGCUGUCUCUUCGCUUUUGUGAAAACCAGGUUUCCUAUAAAUGGAUUUCAAGGCCUUUUCGAUGUUACAGUCCGUGUUCUCAAUCUCUUAGGAGAAAAGGAAGUAGUCGAAAAUCUUAAAGUCGCUUGGAAAAUUUCGAUAAAUUCACUCAAACCUAACACUUCAGAACAGCAAACAAUGGGAGGGAUUUCUCCAGCCUUUGCCUUUUUACACACGCAUUCUUUCUAGGGCGUUUCGAAACCGUGGGAAGUUAAAGACAAAAAAGUCACGCCUCGCGAGGCAAAGCCAAAACUUUCGGAAAGUUUCAACAGUUGACAGCUGUGAGGGAAUGAGAUGCAUUUUCUUUCGUUGAAUUACAAAAAAAAAUCAAGAGACAGGGCUAAAUCCAAAUUACUUUUUUUUAAAAACUUGGUUUUGGUUCAAAUAAAGUUUAGUAUAGAAUUAAUUUUUUUCGACUUUUCAUUGAUCUACUCGAUUUUUCUAAGUGAGUCCCUUUAUAAAUCAUCUACUACAAUACAUUCUUUAUUUGCUUUGUUGUUUCAACCAAAAAUUAGACAGAAAAAUCUCUGGAAAUUUAGGAUCAUGGAGGCGUUUUUCAGUUUACCGUUCGAAAUUUUUAUAGAAUUUCUUUGAAGAUUUAGAAAAUGAUUCUCAAAAUAUAAACCUUCUAGGAUUUGAAAACUUUAAUAAACAUUUUUCGGGACCAAAAACCUUGGUGCGCAUUUUGAAAGCUUUUGAGCUCUUUUUCUUUCAAAAUGAAAGUUGUGCGAGUUAAAAGUUUCAGGACCCUUACUCAGAACAUUCAAAUUGGUCUUAGGAAAAACCAGAACAAUCCCCAAAAACAAAGUAUGUUUUGUAAAGUGGUAGUAAAUCGACUUACAAAUGCAGUUUGGAGGAGAUCAACUUGAGGGAGCAAGUCGACGCGAUCACAUUCACAAUCAACGAGAUCAAGGCUGAAACAGAGGCCCUGGAAGCCGUCGAGCAGUACGUCUUGGAGUGCAACAAAACGUGCGAGGACCUCGAGAUGGAGCGCAAAUCUCACGCCGAAGAGCUGCGACAGAUCAACCAGGUUGGGCGCUUCGCUUAACUCACAAGAACGGUCCUUUUUGCGGUUAAGGAACUUCUGAAGUUUGGCUAGAACACUCGUUGUUGUACCAAAAAAAAGAAACAGAAAGUCUCAACCUGCAAUACUUUCUCAAAGUCAAAAAAACCCCUCAAGAUCCGUAAAAAUAGGCUAUUUUGUGGAAUUUGAGUCCUAAUUUUUUCGAUAAUGGAAUGCUAUGCAGGACCUUCAUCUCGUACAUCCAGGAAUUUGAUUGCCAAUUUCCAAGGAAAUCCCAAUCGCAAAGCGAAAUAAAACCUUCCGCGUGAAUAUUAUAAUAUAGAUUCAAAAACCUCGUAACCGUCGCUAUUUAUUUUUUUAACAGGGAAAGUAUUAUCUUUAGUCGUUUGGGUACUUGAUUUAAAAAAAAGCUUGAGCCUCGAUCUUCUUGAUUACAAAUCACAAAAGUUUGGCCUUUCUUUUGAGUUUUAACGGUUAGAGAGAGAGAGAGGAAAAAUACAUGGUUAUCAAGUUUUCAAUCGGACACAAAAAAGUUUUUUUUUAGCUUCUUCUAAGCAGAUUCUUGAAAACACAAUGGGAGAAAAAUAGAUCUAAUUAAAAAGGUUUAAUCUUGAAAAUCCAUGCUUCAAAUAAACUUUAACAACUUCAUUUAUAUUCCUGCUUCGCAAUCCGUGCUUGUGAAAUUUUCAAACCAAAACUAUUCAUAAGAUUUCGUAGGAAACCUUUGGAUGAAUGGAGAGAUCUGCGCAGUUUGCACCUUUUAGUUUCUUUGUUCUGUAGACAUGUGAGACAUGGCAGAUCCAAACUUGCGACUUUUUGUAAGAGAAAUCCGCUGAGCGGUGCCAGUUUUUGAAUACAGUUAGAAAGAAGGACAGAAAGAAGACAAAUUUUAUUUAAUAAAAUCCUGGAAUGGUUAUCUCUUCCGAGUUUUUUUUAAAGCUGUUUUUCUAAAUUAUCCGAGAGAUUUUCUGCAAUAAUAACUUGCUCAUGUUGUUUUAUGUGUCAGAGUUAAAUAAAUUUUCAAAUAUUCAAUUUGAUUUUUUUUUUUUUUUUCCGCUUUUUCCGAAUCCUAUUCUUAGAAAAUUUCAAAGUCGGUUUGAAAUACCUUUAUUGAACACCUGUUAGAAUCUCGCAGUUAAGCAUAAAAUUUCACAGAAACUUGAGGCGUUUCAUGUUUUCCGAAACGUUUUCUGUAAGGCUUUUUCCAGUUUUUCGAUAUUUUUUUUAGUUUAAAGGCAUAGGGGCAGUAAAAAAUGGGGUUUCAGGUAAAAGCAGUAUCUUAUAUAGUUUUUCUUUGCGAAUCGAAUGGUGUACUCAAAACAAUUAAAGAUGUGACAACUUUAGAAGAAAAACGCGAUUUUACUUUCCCGCCUUUAUUUUUGAAAAAAGCUUUGGAUCGGCCUACGGACAAAUGUUUACAGUAGCCGUGCACGCGAUGUUGCGGACGUCUCAUUAGACUCGCAUUUUGUGAGAAAUAACUCGAUUUCUAAUUCAAAUUAAGGGUUUUUUUUCUGAAAAAGCGUUUAGUCAAACAAAAAACACACCGAUAAUAAAGGAAACACAAAAUAACGCUAUCCCAAUCGAAACCGAUGUAAAAUCAUCAUUUUUCACCAAAGGAGCAUUUUUGCGAUCAAAGUUUGCAAAUUAUACAUGAAUAGAAAGCUUUUGUGACGAAAAGAACUUUAAUGACAACAGAAAAAAUUGAAAUCUGAAAGAAACGAAGAAAAAAGCGAAUAUCCGAAAAAUGGCGAAGCGUGUUGUCCAUAGAUAGGGUCCGCAAGCCAUUUCUUCAAAACGAUCCAAAAAAUAUGUUUUUUACACUGUUCGAUAGAGGAGACUGUCCAUUUUCAUAAUCCGUUCAGUUUUAGAAAAAAGCUCCACUAAGAAAAAAGUUAUGGCCAAAAAACUAGCGCGCGCGGCGUACAACUGGAGGCAAAAUCUCACGGUUUACCCGCUGCCGCACGCUUUCUUUUUAAAUGUUUUUACGCAUUUCUGAACCGUUUUCGAAUCGGUUUUCUGUUUUGAGAGGUUGUCCGAACUGAGCCUCAUGUUUUUGGUAUGAAUCUUUUGUACAAUCCUCAUAAGAAUUUUUUUGACAAAAAUAUCAAAAAAACUACUUAGAAAAAAAGGGUCAGAAGGAAUUUUUAGCUUAUUUUUUUCGUUUUUUUCUAAUCUGAAAAAAAUUAUUAUCAUUCGAUUUGGAAGAAAGAAAAAAAUGAAAAAAAUAAUGUUAUUUCGAAAUAAAAACAGGAAAAAGUGCAAUUUGACGCCGAAAAAAACGGCUCCUGCAACAUUUAAAAUGGCGCAUCGGUGUGUUUGACGCAAACACAGCUACGAAUGCUUGCACGAAUUCUUCCAAAAAUUUCAAAAAAAUUGCCAUUUUUUUCGAGGUUUUCAAAGCCGUUCUUUUUUUCGCGUCGUUAGAUUUUUCAUAAUUUUUUUUCAUAGAUAGAGUUUUGAACGCUUAAUAACAUAAGCAAAAAUAUAGACGCGAUCCUAUUCUCUCAUGCGACAACGAGGCAGACGAAAAAAGGAGGUUUUGGUAAAACUCAAAUAUAAUUUGAUUCGCUGUCCCAAUAAUUAUUUUCAUUCUGAAUUUUUAUUUUUGAACACAUUGUGAGUUUUUAAAUCAAAUAAAAAGUAUACCAUGUCGCUGAAAUUUUUUCGCAUUUCAGCUUCAAAGUUUGGUGUCACUUUACAAGCUUCGAUUUUUUUUUCGCGUCGUUAGAUUUUUUUAAAUUUUUAUUCAAAAAAUAAAGAAAGUGUUAAUGUAUAACAUACUUAAAAUUUAGAAGCGUUCCUCACUUGGUUUUCUGAAACGCGACGAUUUUGUGAAACUUGUCAGUUUUUUUCGUGUUAAAUCUUACUUUUUCGCUUAUUUUUGAAAAAUACAUAGUUUAAAAAUUUUUCAGUCUUGUAGAGCGUUGUCGAUUACAUAGUUUAACAGAAAACAGUUUAUUUUUUUAAAGUGGGACUUUAGUUAGUAUAAACGCCUCAAAACCGUUUCUGCAACAAAAAAAAUCGUCAUUUUGGUGGCGUGAAGGGGCAAGGCUUUGCGCCCCCCUAUCCAUAGAGCAACGUUACUGCAAAGCGCCCUUUUUCGCGGGAACUCAAGCUUUCCUUUCUCCGACUUUGAAUUAUUUUUUCUCCAAAACCAGGAACUUCUGUACGUUUCCAAGUUCGCCGUUCGAUUCGCAAUGAAAAACUCUACAAAGUACUGCUUUGAACUGAAACACCGUUUUUUACUGCCCCUAUGCCUUUAACCAAAAAAUGACAGAUUCGAAAGUAGAUAAAACAAGCAUAAAGCGAAUGUCUUCAACGCGAAAAACUGUAAAUAGAUAAAUAUUUAUAUAUAUAUAAAAAGGAAUUCCAUCUUGAUUUACGAAAAAGAAACCUGCAGGACAUCAACCAAUUGGAGGACUCCCUGAAGACGAUGCGUUCAGAGCGAGAAGCACGUCGUCUGCACAUCGUCCAGUGCUUCGAGAAGGUGAACCUUUCACGGAGCCACACCAACGAGGCCAUCAAGGUAUUAUUUUCCAUUCAUGGUACAAAUCUUCCUUUUCCACUCAUUCCUACCUUCUUAAAAUCAAACGAUAUGCAUAUUUCCUGCCGAAAAUGGCGCUAAAGUUCCCCUUUCAAUAGACUAUAUGUCAAAACGGCUCAAUCGUCCGUUUAUGACCGAGAUACAUCCGCAUGUGUACAUACAUCUGCUGCUGCGACGCGACCUCAACCAUACUCCAAAGAAGAAAAAAGUGCUCGUUGGGGCUGGACACGUGCCACAAGUCGAUGGCCAAAUCUGCAACGACUCGAUUUACCGGCUCCAUUUGGCAUAUCGAUUUCACCUCAUGUGCAACUUUUCGCGCGGGUCAACAACGUCCGAAUAACGUCUAUUCGAAUAGAGUCAAAAAAAAUCCUAUCAACUUCUCAAAAAAACAAGUGAUAGAAGGGACGGACAAUUUGGAAAUAGGCUGAUGAUAAAUGAUAUCUUGUCUUUGAACUCGGACGAAACGAGUAAUUGUGCUAUUUAUAGAACUAAAAACUCAAUUUCAGGCUACAAAUCUCGAACAGGAGCUUGAAGAUGAAGAAAUCAACAUAGAUGGCUUCAGGUUAUAAAUUUAUACUGAAAUAAAAUUCUUUCUAUUAAGUGUGGAUGUAACCCCAUGCGUUCCACCGGCCCCAGGACCAUUUUCAAAUUAUUCUCUGUUUUCAUUUCUGCAGUCGGAGCAGGUUGCAAGGCCUUCACAGCCUGAGACAAACAAGAUGAAGGUUUGGAGGUUUUUUAUAACUCAGAAAUAUCUGAUUUUUGGAAAUUUUGUGAUUUGGUCGUGCAUAUAACUUAAUUUGGUUUUGCUUGUGUCUAACUGUACUUGAAGUGCUAAAUUUCUCUCAAUUCAAGGCCUGCGAAUCCUGCAACGCUCAGAUCCACAGGAACGCCCCAACGUGUCCAAUGUGCAAAGCGAAAAGCCGUAGCAAGAAUCCCAAGCGGCGAAGGAAAGCCCAAGCACCGAAUCCUUGA
Molecule: messenger RNA, 5600 nt
Organism: Caenorhabditis auriculariae
Lineage: Eukaryota; Metazoa; Nematoda; Chromadorea; Rhabditida; Rhabditidae
Source: the annotation of a GenBank genome assembly